CGGUCGUAGCGCAGCGCGGUGUGCAUGAAUAAUGGUGCGAAUUUGUGUAAUGAAUGGAAGUGAUGUUGAAAAGGGGAAGCCGGGAGAAAUUGACAGGAAGAGAAAUGAAAUGUUCGUAUUUACAUAACUUGUUGUAAUAUUAAAGUAUUUAUAGAGUAAUAACCUGAGAGUCUAUUAUUAUUUCAAAGAGUCUUGUGUCGUAACAAGUGGCGCCCAACGGAAAAGGCAAGACCUGCGUUAUAACGGUAUCUAAUUCCUGUCUACUGAGGUAUUACUAGUACUACAAAGUGUAACAAAAUCUCUAGAUCUCUAGAUCUAUUAAGAUUGAGAAAGUUAGCGUCAUCUAAAUCUCUAAAGCUAUGUACUAGACUCACUGGUAAACAUAAACCUUUAGUUGAAACUUAACUAAAAACAUUAUUGCUGAAUUAAUCAAUUGGAUUUACAUUUAAAUCUAGAUUUAUAUCAUUAUAAUUAUUAUGACGGCCCAUUCUCUACAUUCACCAAUGUGAAAACGUACAUCUUCAUUGGUCUGGCGGGUCAUAGUUCUCAACAAUAACCUUUAACAUUCAAUAUUAAUGGAAAUUUGUACGAUAAUUAGCACUGCCGUGGGCAACACUAGUGAAUUUUGACUACGGUGGAGAACAGUGCCCAUUUAGGACUAACGGAUAUACACUGACCACGGCAUAUAAACAAACAACGAAAGAUUCAUAUCACCGGCGGAGAAUAUACACUAGCAUUGGCAGUUAUACCAGCAGGAAGAAGAGUAUUCCGGGAAGUAGAUACAUAUUUGUAUUCGAAUAACAUUAAACGUUUGGUUCAUUACAUUACAUUUAGAUAUGAACAUUGUUGGGUCCAGGCAUUAAGCAUAUGAGAAUCAAAUAUAUUUAAUGGAUAUGGUCAGAUAACUCGAUAAAGAAAAAUUAAAAAUGGCGGAUAAAGCUGAAAUAGUUGCUUUGAAAGAAGAAGGGAGACUAUUGGAAUUAGAAGGAGCAGAGCUGAGAAAAUAUGUACAAGAAAGAUUAAUAGAAAGAGAGAAACUAGUCAAGGAAAAGGAAAUAGAGAAAGAGAAGUUAGCCAUGGAAAAGGAAAUAGUGAAAGAGAAGUUAGUCAUGGAAAAGGAAAUAGAGAAAGAGAAGUUAGCCAUGGAAAAAGAAAGAGAGAAAGAGAAGUUAACUAUUGAUAAAGAUAAAUUAGCAAUGGAUAAAGAAAUAGAGAAAGAGAAGUUGGCUAUCAGUAAAGAGAAAUUAGUUACGGAUAAAGAAAUUGAGAAAGAGAAGCUAGCUAUGGAGAAAGAAAGGUUAGCCAUAGAGAAAGAAAAGUUGGAAAUAAAAAAAGGAAAAGCUAAAGAUGAAGGUACUGGAAAGAAAAAUGACGUGUCUGGAAAUAAAUUGGCAAAAUAUAAAGGUACAAUGUUUGAUGAGAAUAAAAUAGACAUAGAUAUUUUCUUAAAGAAGUUUGAAAUUGAAAUGAAAGAAUUGGCUUUUCCUGAAGAUAAAUGGACAUUUUUGUUAUCGAAGUCAUUUGCAGCGGAGGUACCGUCAAAGAUCUGCAUGAAUCAGAAUAAUUACCAAAUAGUAAAGGAGCAAUUACUACGAACAUUUGGAAAAACUGAGGCGUUUUAUCGUCAACAAUAUGUUAAUUGCACCAUUGAAACCAACGAGGAUCCCCAAACAUUUUUAGACAAGAUGAAUAGCUACUUUGACAAUUGGACAGAGUCAUCAAAAAUAGAGAAGACGUUUGAUGGACUAAAGGUAUUUCUUAUGCUGGAUAAAGUCAUUUAUGAGAGUCAGGACGAACUAAAAAUAUUCCUGCUGGAGAGAAAGCCAAAAUCUGUAGAUGAGAUUGUAAAAUUAAUAAGGGCUUACAAAGUGGCACAUCCUGAAAAAAAGUUAAACAGAGGUAGCGAUAUUGAAGAAAUAGUAGCAUUUAAUAGAGCUAGAGAAACACAAGACAGUUAUAGCAACAAUAGAAGAUUUAGAUAUGAAGGACAGAAUAGGUUUAGAGGACAAGGAAGGAGCCAAAUAGAUAGUAGACAAGGCCAGUAUAAUAGCUACAGAUAUCAAGGAAGAUAUCAAGGAAACAGACAGGGAAGAUAUGACGGCAGAAGAAAUGGAAGAGAUCAAAGUUUGUCGUUAUUGUCGAGUUCGGGAAGUCUAGAUUGUUUUCAAACAUUUGUAGGAAAUAAGGCUGCAAGAACGAUAAGGGACACUGGGAGCACUAUUGUUGGAAUAAACCGAAAAUUGGUUGAAGAUCAUGAAUAUACUGGAAAAAACAAAGCAUGUAUUAUGUUUGAUGGUAAAACAGUUCGAUUACCCGUGGCCCGAGUGAACAUUAAAACACCGUAUUAUACCGGGAUCGUAGAGGCAUGUGUUAUAGACCAUGAUCAAAUUGAUCUGAUUAUUGGCAAUAUACCAAACAUAAAGAAGUGCACGGAAAAUGAGAUAGCAGUUUGGAAAAAUUGUUGUGGAAUGGCCACUACUCGAUCCUGUAGUAAAGAUGUGGAGGAAUUAGAUUUGGCAAAGUUGUUCGAGUUAUCAACUAAGGAAAAAGAGCAAGAUGAAGAACAACAUGAAAACACAGAAACAAUUGAAAUCAAAGACAUAGGAUUUAACAAAGAAAAAUUUAUCACAAAACAAAAAAAUGAUCCAGAGUUACGCCAACUAGCAAAGAAAGGAGGUAGAGGAGGAAGAUUCUAUGUAGAAAGAGGAACUCUUGUUAGAGAGAUUGAAUGGCAUGGAAAAAAAGUAAUCCAGUUUGUGGUACCCAGAGAAUUCAGGCAACUUGUAAUGGAAAAUGGACACGAUAUAGCACACACAGGACAUCUGGGACUACACAAAACGAAACAAGGAAUAUUUCAGAAUUUUUAUUGGUCAUCAAUUAGUAAGGACAUAAAAAGUAAUGUGACUUCGUGCCAAUUAUGUUCUAGAAAAGGAGCAAGAAACAUAAAAGCACCAUUAAAAAGGGUGGAUGUACCAGAUAGACCAUUUAGUAAAAUAGCGAUUGAUUUAAUCGGUCCAAUGCCAGUGGUAUCAAAUAGGGGUCACCGUUAUAUCCUAACUGUGAUAGACGUGUGCUCCAGAUGGCCGGAAGCUAUCCCACUCAAACAAAUUGAAGCCAGAGAUAUAGUACAAGCAUUAUAUACGUUGUUUACAAGAUUUGGAUUUCCUAGAGAAAUAUUGUCAGAUAGGGGGACUCAAUUCAACUGUCAAUUGGCUACAACAUUCUUGAACAUGUUUGGGAUCCAGCAAAGGUUUACAACCUCGUAUCAUCCACAGAGCACUUGUGAACGUUUUAAUGUCAAUCUAAAGAAAUCAUUAUAUAAAGUAAUGGAUGAUAAACCCAAAGAGUGGGAUAUGGCAAUACCGUCAAUACUAUUUGCAUACAGGGAGAGUCGUAAUGAAAUAACAGGGUUUUCACCAUUUCAAAUGAUUUAUGGAGGAAAUCCACGAGGUCCAAUGACAAUAUUGAAAGAUUUGAUAAUCCCACAUGAUCAUGUAGUAACUAAUGACAGUUAUGAUAUUGUGACAGAAACUAGAAAUCAGAUUAUAAAGGCAUGUGAAGAAACGGAUAGACAGAUGCUAGAGAGAAAUGAAUUAACACAUUCCAGAGUGAAUGAACAUAGAAUAAUGACGGAAUUAGAGGUAGGACAAGAUGUUUUGGUCUUACAUAAGGAUAACAAUAAUGCUUCGGGCACAAAUUGGCUGGGACCAUACAAAGUAGCAAGGAAAAUUAGCGAUAUGGAUUAUGAAAUAGACAUUGAUUCGAGGUUAAAAAUAUUUCAUGUGGAUUUGUUAAAAGAAUUUACACCAAGACAAAGAAGUGAAGAAAGGAGUAAAGAUGAGUCAAUGACAAUGAGUGCCUGUGUGACGGAAGAAAUGGAGACAGAGGAAAGGUUUAGACCAAUAGAGACAGUGGCAACAGAAAGUAGGCAAACAUGGAAGGAUGUCAUGGUGGAUGGAGUUUCUCUUGAUAGAGCUAAAGAAAUCAAGGCACUAAUUGAGGAUUAUAAGAAUUUUUACGGAUUUACCUGGAAAAACAAGUAUUAUAGAACAUGAUAUCAAGUUAACCGGCAAAGUACCGAAUAAACUGCCACAAUAUACGAUCCCAUUACACCAUAGAGAAACAUUACAGAAGGAAAUUGAUGAGCUACUAACACUUGGAGUGAUAGAACCAUCUAGUUCACCAUGGGCUGCACCAGUCGUGCUUGUUAAAAAAAAGUGUGGCAACUUAAGAUUGUGUGUGGAUUAUCGACAGUUGAAUAAAGUCACAGAAUUUGACCCGUGUUACGGUCGUAGCGCAGCGCGGUGUGCAUGAAUAAUGGUGCGAAUUUGUGUAAUGAAUGGAAGUGAUGUUGAAAAGGGGAAGCCGGGAGAAAUUGACAGGAAGAGAAAUGAAAUGUUUACUAAGCUAAAAAAUGCAAAGAUUUUUAGCACGUUGGAUCUGUCAAGAGGAUACUGGCAAGUACCUCUAAAACAAGAAGCUAAACCAUUAUCGGCAUUUAAGACACCUUCGGGCAUAUAUCAAUGGAAUGUGAUGAGCUUUGGCUUGGUAAAUGCUCCAGCCACGUUUAACAGAAUGAUGGCCAAAUUAUUCAGCCAUAGAAGAGACACAAUUUGUUAUUUAGAUGAUAUAUGCAUUUUUAGUGAGCAAUGGGAUGAGCAUAUACAAAGCCUUGGAGAGGUUUUUUAAAUUAUCAAAGAAAACAAUUUAACAUUGAAACCAACAAAAAUAAAAAUUGGCCUAAGUGAAAUUUCAUUUUUGGGGUAUAAGAUUAAAAAUGAGUACAUUACACCAUUGGAAGAAACUGUAUCAAAAAUAUUGGACAUUAAGGUACCAAAGACAAAGAAGCAAAUUAGAAGCCUUUUGGGUCUAUGCAACUUUUAUAGAAAAUUUAUCUCAAAUUUUUCAGAAAUAAUUGAACCACUAACAAAUCUAACAAAGAAAGGAAAACCUAAAAAUAUAGUGUGGACGGAGGAAUGUCAAGAAGCACUGGACAUAAUUAAAACUUUCUUUUCUGGGGCACCGAUUUUGAAAUUACCUGACAAUACCAAGGAAUUUAUUUUGGCUACAGAUGCAUCAGCCAUUGCAAUAGGAGGCUGUCUAAUGCAAAAAUGGAAUGGUGUCCCACAUCCUGUUUUAUAUGUGAGUAGAAAACUGACAGCAUCUGAGUUGAAAUAUGCCACCAUUGAAAAGGAAGGACUAGCCAUUGUAUGGUGUAUAACAAAAUUAGGGUUCUAUCUAAUGGGAGCUAAAUUUGAACUAUGGACGGAUCACGCUCCCUUGGCCUUCAUUAAUACAAAUAAACUAGGGAACAACAGAAUAGCCAGGUGGGCAUUGCAACUUAUGGAUUAUAACUUUGAGGUCAGGACAAUACCAGGGAAAGACAAUGUGAUAGCUGACACAUUAUCACGGUGUACCUAAAGCAAGGAGGAAAAGAAAUGGAAGUAAGGAAAGGAGCUAGGCCACGUCAAUUUUGUUUCUAUUGGUUGGUUAAAAGAAUAAUGUCAGUAAAAUCAUUUUGGUGAGAACACAAUGAAUAGCAGUGUAAUGACAUCUUUAACAGAUUGGAACAUUUUGUAAAUAUACACAUAUUACAUGUAUAUGUAAUCGAAGACUGUAUGGACUGACGAAGCUUUGUUACAUGUGUGAGGUGUCGAGAUAUUAAUAUAUGGUGUUAUAUUGAGAAUUUGAUGAAACCAUUGUUAGAAAUGUAAAAUAUAGUAUUACAGUUACAUAGUUACUUAUAGUUUAUAAUUGUGAAUUAUGAGAUUUAUUCUGAUUGGUUCGUUGGGGAAGCCUGGACAUUAUACAUUGGGAUGGAUGUAAGUAAUUUUGAACCUAAAAUAAUAAUGUAAAGAAUUGUGAUAUUUAAUAUUGCUGUUGGAGGCUGUUUUUUUUUUUUUUUGUUGUUGUUGGCUUUUACCUGGUUUAAAAGAAUGAGAAUUAAUGAAGAUAAUAUAAGUAUAUUGAACAGUGAUUUAUAAUUUUAUUUGAUAUUUAAAAUACGUUCGAUGUACAUCGAACUUGGCAAACAAGGGGGGUGUUACGGUCGUAGCGCAGCGCGGUGUGCAUGAAUAAUGGUGCGAAUUUGUGUAAUGAAUGGAAGUGAUGUUGAAAAGGGGAAGCCGGGAGAAAUUGACAGGAAGAGAAAUGAAAUCAUUUGAAUUGUAAAAGGUCGAAAGAAAAACAAGCUGAAACAAAGGGAGAGCAGUUUGGAGAUAAAUUACUUCACAGUUCUCUUCCAUGGCGGGGAACUCCUAAAAGAUCAUGGAAUAGGGAAAAGACUGCAGGCGUUCCCUGCUACACAAGCUUGUGUACACAUAAAGAGAUACUAUACAAUGAUGAAAUGAAGAUCAAGCAGCCCAAGCAACACCAUUCUCUAAAUCACAAGGUUAUUGACACCAAGAAAUCCGUGCACACAAAGCAGACAGAAAUAAAAAAGGACGCAAUAGAAACCAGGGUGCCGACACUCAGUCUAAACCUCUCCCCUGUGACCCAGUCCAGGGGUGGCGACGACCUCGUUGCUGAGUCUACAAGACUGAACGCUCUGACACCGCCGCUCCCCCCAGUUAAGCAUGUUGGGCACACUAGCAGACACAACGAGUGGUCGAACAUGCGGCUAGCGGAGCUGCUAAAGGACAGAACUGCUUUCAGCGUUCAGGACCAAGUGAUGACCUUAACCGGCCAAGGUCACCAAAGAAAAAAACCUAGCCGCCUAAAAGACGAAGUUGUCACUGACGUUGACCUCGGGGCAUCCGACAUCUACAACAGCCACUCCUGGCUUCAGAUGGUGAACACGCCUCUGGUGGAUACAAACAUUUAUGAUAGAUACGCCAAUGUAAAAAUGUCGCUUGAAAGGCAAUAAUUUGACAUUGCCUUCCUGUCCGAUUUUUAAGUAAACAAAAAUGCUACAUACUACGUGGAAAGGAGACCCAUCAUUGACCAAGCUUUAUUAAUGUAGUAACUGAACCAGUGAGAAUAGCUCAUGUGAGUGUCCGUCAUUGGCUUUUAAAUUCACAGGGAUUUUAUGAUGUACUAAGAUUUCUCAAAUUCCAAAAAAAAAAAAAGUCUUCACAGGGAUUUAAACUUGUAAAAUCUGUUACGAAGGCUAAAAGCUUUGUCUCUCCACCAUCAGGCCCUCCCCCAUCACCUGCAUGAUUAUUUUCACAAAAGCCAUUGAGUUUAAUCUUGAGAAGCGAGCUAAGUACAUUUUGGCUAGAUUAUUGGUCUAUAGAAUAAUUGGUAGAACCAUUUUAGGUGGCCCAGAAGUAUAGUUUUUUGUAUAUAUUUACACUCAGAUUUUUCAGAUGACAUAUCAUAUUAAAAAAGUAAUUUUACCUUGUGUGAUUGUUUUUAUUAUAGAGCUUUUAACAACACACUUGUGACAGGUGGGGAAAUGUGACGUGUGUUUGGUACGUUUUAUGUCUAGGGGAUGAUUAUUUUUGAAAGCAAUCACACCCCCACUUAUCAGCAUAUGAAUCGGGAGCAGGCACGCAACGAGACAAAGCAAUGAAAGAUAGAUACAAAAGUUAAAAAUAAAGACUAUUUAUUUACAUUAAUAUACAUAUAAGAAUAAAAAGGGGGAGGGUUUGCAUCUAUCUCUAAGUAUUACUAGCUUUAAUCAUCACUCUUGCACCUAUGAGAGUAUGUCACUUUGUCCUCUGACUUAGCUGGUAUUCCUGUUGAUGUCGCAGCUGGCUGUGUCCUGGCUUGAGGUUCUGCAGCUGGAGGUGGCGCUCUAGCGGAUAGAGGGACGCCGGUGAUAUAGUUCUUGUGGAGUUUCAAUCCCAAAAUCUAAUAUCUGUAGUGGGCACAGUAGGGCGGGUGGCCGGCUACCGUGGGCACAAUGUUACUGCGGGCAGAGCUGAUCUGCCGUGGGCAGCGUAGUUGACAGGAUAUGUCCAGUGGGUUGCAGAGGGUUGGCGUAGCUAUGACGUCUCGCACGGAUCUGCCUCUAUAGGGACGUCGCGCCUAAUAGCCUGACAGGUGGGCUGUCGAAUAGGCGGGCAACGCCGAUAGCGCCAAGUGGUAGAGUUGAGUAGAUCUCAGUGGGUAAGUGCAGUGCUGAAUAGCACUAAGCACAUAUGCAGGUAAAUAGAUCGUUGAUCCAAUAACUAGGCAAUAGGUGAUUCUCGAUGGCAAAUACAGUGCUGAAUAGCACUAAGCAUCUAAAUAGGCAGGAAAAUAGGCAAUAGGUGAUUCUCGAUAGCAGAUACAGUGCUGAAUAGCACUAAGCACCUAAAUAGGCAGACACCUGAGGGAGGCUGCGGAUAAAUAAAGACAAGUUAGGACAUGUCUCUCAUACAUCUUAUCGAUGCCCCCGACUGAGGUGCAUUCGUCAGAUUGGUAAAAUUGCUUUAGAGCACAAGGGGGAGGUGAUGACAAAUGGGAUUUGGAAAAUAGAUGGAUGAUAGUAGCAAUAUCAAAAUGUACAUAAAAGGGGAAAUAAUAACAUAAAAUGUACAUAGAAGGGGAAAUAAUAAUCUCAAAUGAACAACACAGGUGGAUAGAGAAAGAAAAAGGGGGGGGGGGUGAAUUAGGCGGUGGUCAGCGAUCCUGACGGUAUGUUUACAUAUGACCGUCGAUCGAGAACAAUGGAGCGCGCUUGAAUGGAGAGUGUGUCCGUUCAAGCGGGGUAACUCUCAUAAGAGUAAAAUUAGUAAAGGGGAGAUAAUUCAUAACUCUUUUCUAGACGCAGUAUUAGUGCGCUAGUAAAAUUAUCAAGGCGGUCAACCGAGAUAAAGGAAAUAAAAUAAGAUGUACAAAUAUAUACAUGGUUGCAUCAACGAUCAAUUGAGCAACGUAGCAUUAAUAGAUUAAUGCAAUACAUAAAAUAUACAUUAGCCAUGUUCAUGUUUUCUACUUACGCCAGUGAGAAAUACACAAUGCACUAAUUAAAUAUAAAUGAACUAAGCAAAAUACACAUGAUAAAAUCCAAUGGAAAUAUACACAGAGUAAUUAAGAUGGAACUUGUGAUUAAGUUCGGCUUACCACCAGGUAUUCCUCUAGGAGUGAGAAUAAGUGAUAUAGUCCAGACUCGAUAGCUCAGCUUGAAUGAGAAAGAGAGUCUGAUUUGAGUUGGUUUACUUUAUAUAAGCCUGGAAAAUGUGGGCGGGCACAGGAAAUGUCCUAGGCUAAGAAUUAUCAUACACGUGGGUGAAUUAGACUUAAGAUGGGAGCGUCGAGAGGCCCUUUAACUCGAGUAAUCUCCUAGAUCAAAGAGAGACGUAGGAGAAAGGGGGGGGUUAGCUUGCAUUCAAACCAAGGUGGUGUAAACCGCGACCGUCCUUCAGACAUCCGGCGGGUAAGACAAAAGAGAUUGUGUGUUUACCUUUCCCCGAUCAAGGGCAGAUAAAUGAAAGGACGCGCCUUAGCUAUCUCCAAUGUGGUCAACUAAGUCUAGCCUGGAGAGGAAAAGGUGGCGCGGGUGAAGAAAUUGGGGUUUAGGACGGGGAAAUAAUUAAAAUAAAAUAAAUAAAUAAUGAAAAAUAAUAAUUAAUGCUGUGAUAAUUUAGAGUGACUCUGACAGCGAGUUUUUGACUUGUCACAACACUCUGUCUGUCUGUCAGUCUGGGUGAAAACUUUGCACAGUUAUUCAAUCUCGGCGAAUCUAUAAAAAAAUGUAACCAAUUGAUUAGUUAAUUAGUUGUAAUUAAUUAAUUCUGUUAUAUAGAGAGGCAAUAGAUCCUGCAAGGCUAAUUGGAGAGAAUUAUGUCGUUGGCUAAAAAAUGUAAACUAACCCUAGACUAUAAAACCUACUUUUAUAAGUACUUGGAUUAUUUUUUAGCGGAUCCCGUAAGGUGAAAAAUCGAUAUCACACUGCAAAGUAUGCGUCUGUCCGUCUGUCACACUAAGAUCUCAAAAACUAGAAGAGAAAUGAAAAAUCAUAUUUCACCAUGCGCUGUGGCUACUUUUUGUUUUCUAAAAGCAAACCAUUUUUUUUUUCUGUAAUGAAUCAUUAAAGGUUUUUUUUUUAUAUAAAAAAUACAACACUGCUAAAACAAUACAUAAAUGUAAGGGAGACUAUGUUUACAAUAAAUCAAUAAGGAAAGUUGAUAAAAAUUUGUUGUGCAUUUUCAGUAUCAAUUAUCCAAAUAUAUUUAUAAAAUAUGCAAAGAAAUGUUCCCAACAAAUAUAAAUAUUAGUUAACUUUGUUUUUUUCUGGUCAACUAGCUACUAUAAUGAAAACAUUUAUAUUUGUUUAUAAAGGCUAAGAAUGCACUUUGUAUGUAAAUGCUUACUAGUCCAGUAUCAAAGGUUGGUCAUAUAAUUUAUUGGUAGAUAAUGUAUUGGUACUGUCACACUGUAUACAUGAGAUGCACUAUGUUCAGAAAAUGCACUGAAAACCUCUGAGUUUAGAGAAAGGAAUUGAAAUGUAUUAAAGGCAGUUACUUUUUCAGCUCAGUUGAGAGUGAAUGUAUUUCAUGAUUCAUUGUGUUCGCUGGACUUUGUAUAAUUUUCACUUGGAUAUUAUUCAUGAUAUAUAUGUUUUGUAAUAAUAUGCAACAUUGUUACUAGCAACUUAUGGCUGGAAUGAUUUUUAUCAAGUUAUUUAUUCUAUGUAAUAAACAUAGUCUGCUGA
Molecule: messenger RNA, 10582 nt
Organism: Biomphalaria glabrata
Lineage: Eukaryota; Metazoa; Mollusca; Gastropoda; Planorbidae
Exons: 2
Coding region: 927-4055 (1042 amino acids)
Biological process (GO): DNA integration
Molecular function (GO): nucleic acid binding
Source: RefSeq, a predicted model, not a curated record